Molecule: messenger RNA, 777 nt
Organism: Oikopleura dioica
Lineage: Eukaryota; Metazoa; Chordata; Appendicularia; Copelata; Oikopleuridae
Source: the annotation of a GenBank genome assembly
AUGGAGACGUUUGCAAAUGAGUUUCCUCCUUUACCAGAUUCAUCAGAUGAAGAGUUCUCAACAGAUGACGAAAUUAUAAGAAAAAGCCGACCAAUGAUGGAUAUUGGCAUUGACUACGAUAAAUAUCUGCAAGGAAAAGACGACGACAUGGAAACUUUCUUGAACGAGCAAGAGUUCUUCGAUACCGCUGAAGAAAUAAAAAAUAUGCAGAGCGACACUCUCGCACCAUCCGCUGGAAUCAUGGGAAAAAGCUUUCAUCCAACAGCUGAUGACAUUUUGAACCCUCUUCUGGAUGAUUUCAAGCAGCGCACGCAGCAAAACAAUACCUGCGCUUCUAUAUCUGCAUCAAUUAUCUAUAUUUGCAUCACCUCCUUGUUGAUUUUGUACAUGAUCUACGGUCUACGAACGUUCUGGGCGGAUGAAAACUACUCUGGAUUUUUGAUGACUUCUUGGUUCGUCCAACUCCUUUUCUCCGUCUUCAUCUCUUCUUAUUUCAUCGCGAAGAUCGAGUUCGACCAGUACAUCAGAAACCUGGAAGACCUCUACGAAGACCUCGAGUACGACCGCUCCAUGGACUACCGAGAAAACGACGAACAAAGGCCGAAGUCGAAGGCAAGUCCAGAACCGGAAUCGGAGGCGGAAAGAAUUCCAACUCCAGAAAUAUCGAAGAACGAUCGUACCAACAUUCUCGGAGAGUACGUCGACUACGAACAAGAGGCGAAGAAGGACAUGAGCAAGUACGAGAUCCUUGCCAAGCUUGAGAAAUAUGCCGAAUAA